This is a messenger RNA of Talaromyces marneffei, 921 nucleotides long. RefSeq lists its product as uncharacterized. NCBI's taxonomy places the organism in Eukaryota, Fungi, Ascomycota, Eurotiomycetes, Eurotiales, Trichocomaceae. The record is from RefSeq and is a predicted model, not a curated record. Bases 1 to 921 code for a protein of 306 amino acids. The transcript has 2 exons.
AUGGUCGCCUUCAAAUCCCUCUUCAUCCUCGCCGCAGCCUCUCUGCUAUCAACAGCCACAUCCAGCCCAUCCUCCGGCUAUACCGGCUCCAGACCCUGGGCCAACGCCAAAGAUGCCACAUCGAAUCUCGCAGUCAACGUCGGCUCCGGCACUGAGAUAAUCAUCAUAGCCGCCAACGGUGGUGGCGUCAGCUCAACGAAGUACUACAACACCCAGUCCAUGGUCGCGGCGACAACACACAUGGUGACUGUGGGCGGCGCAGCAGGCCUCGUCUACACCCCCAGCAGCAUCAACGCCGCCGUCGGAGAUAUUGUGCAGUUCAACUUUGAGUCUAAGAAUCACACUAUUACUCAAUCCUCCUUUGCGACUCCAUGCGUGCAGUCCGUUGGCGGCUUCGAUUCCGGUUUCAUGCCUAACGUCAACAACACCGUUUCGCCGGCACCCAUGUUGCAGUUCCAGGUCACUACCAGCGCACCUGUAUGGAUGUUCUGUGCUCAAAAGGGACAUUGCGGUGCUGGAAUGGUGUUUAGUAUUAACCCUACUGCUGCGAAGUCGCAGGCUGUGUUUGAGGCUGCUGCUAAAGCGCAGAAUGGUACCGCCGCUCCUGGCGCUCCUCCCGCCGCCGCUGCUCCUCCCGCUGCUGCUGCUGCUGCUCCUCCUGCUGCUGCGUCCAGUGGUUUGGCAGUGUUUGGAUCGGCUGCCUCAAGCAGUGUGGCGGCGAUUGCUGCUGCGACCCCAGGGGCUAUUGCAACGGGUACUGGUACUAUGACUUCGGGUGGUGCUUGCUCUUGUUCUUGUCUGUGUGGAGUCGCAGAUCUCCCUGUUGGUGCUGGUAUUGGUGCGAUGGGAGGGUUUGGUGGCCAACUCUCGAUGAUCGCUGCUGCACCCAAGAGGCGGUCUUUGUUAGAUCGCAGAUUAUAA